GGCCAAUCCGGAGCGCGCGUUCUUGCAUAAUUAACGCAGGCUUGCGGUGGGCAGUGACGCAGAGUCUGAGACUUUCCUCGUAAUUUAUCAAAAAUAUUCACUUCGCUCGGCGGAACGGAUUUAAUACUUCCCCCCCAUAAAUCUCCGCGACGCUGAAUAUCAAUACCGAAUCAAAUCCAUGCGAUUUCGCUCGCUCCGGACCAGAAGAGCCUCUUGCAUGUGGACGUUGAUGUGGUAGGGAAUAAAUAAAGAUGCCGCAGCCGAAAUCUCGAAAGAUCGCCGUCCUGGGCUACAGAUCCGUGGGGAAAUCCUCCUUGACGAUACAGUUUGUGGAAGGCCAGUUUGUCGACUCCUACGACCCCACGAUCGAAAACAGUAACAUUUACACGAAAAUGAUCACGGUGAACGGUCAGGAGUAUCACCUGCAGCUGGUGGACACAGCGGCUCAGGACGAAUACUCUAUUUUCCCACAGACGUACUCCAUAGACAUCAACGGCUACAUCCUGGUGUACUCCGUCACGUCAAAUAAAAGUUUUGAAGUAGUAAAAGUUAUCCAUGAAAAGUUGUUGGACAUGGUGGGGAAAGUACAAGUACCCAUAAUGCUGGUGGGCAAUAAGAAAGACCUUCACAUGGAACGUGUGAUCAGCUGUGAAGAAGGAAAAGCUUUGGCAGAAUCCUGGAACGCAGCGUUCAUGGAGUCUUCAGCCAAAGAGAACCAGACGGCCGUGGAGGUGUUUAAGAGGAUAAUCCUGGAGGCGGAGAAGAUGGACGGCGGCGCUCCUCAGGGCCGGACACCCUGCUCUAUGAUGUAGAUAACCCCGCCCUCCCCACCCUGACCCCGCCCCUCUCCCACAGUCCGCCCCGCCAUCGGAGAACCAGCACAAACUUUUCUAGCAAGCAUGUUUUGUCAGUUUGAGGCUGGAGUUUGGGCUUGGCUCGUGUUUUAGGUUGAAGGGCUUGGAAGAGCCCGAUCUGGAGAUGUUUGCUAGAAAAGUCUGUCCCAGCCCCGCAGCACUGGACACUGGGAAACGAUCCCUCUACUUGAAGUGGCUAACUGCCUGUUUCCUGCAUAGACAUGUCGGCUUUUUCUUUUAAACCUUUUUUAUACUUCAUUUGACUUGACAUUUUUUUAGUUGUGUGACAUUUUCUUUUAUUUAUUCCUUUGUGAGACAGAACCUGUCCGUGAGUAACACACACACACACACACACACUCUUCAGCCUUACGUUUGCGUUUCGCUCUUCUCUACCUCUCAUCUUCCUCUCUCUGUCCCCGAACCCUCUGGACUUUGUAUAUCGUGUUUCUUAAACGGUAAUUAUGGCCAAUAAAGUGGGCAGCAUUCAUUGAGUGGUGAAUGUUGUUGAACUUUUUUGAUUGUAAUCAUUAAACGCAGCAUUUUCUUUCACUA
Molecule: messenger RNA, 1406 nt
Organism: Puntigrus tetrazona (Sumatra barb)
Lineage: Eukaryota; Metazoa; Chordata; Actinopteri; Cypriniformes; Cyprinidae
Gene: rheb
Product: Ras homolog, mTORC1 binding
Exons: 8
Coding region: 252-812 (186 amino acids)
Biological process (GO): small GTPase-mediated signal transduction
Cellular component (GO): plasma membrane
Molecular function (GO): GDP binding; GTPase activity; GTP binding
Source: RefSeq, a predicted model, not a curated record